Messenger RNA from Purpureocillium takamizusanense, 1283 nucleotides. It is a transcript of the gene YUH1, whose product is annotated as Ubiquitinyl hydrolase 1. Gene Ontology annotation, molecular function: cysteine-type deubiquitinase activity. Gene Ontology annotation, biological process: protein deubiquitination; ubiquitin-dependent protein catabolic process. Gene Ontology annotation, cellular component: cytoplasm. The coding region runs from base 259 to 1005 and encodes 248 amino acids. Lineage: Eukaryota; Fungi; Ascomycota; Sordariomycetes; Hypocreales; Ophiocordycipitaceae. The transcript has 2 exons. The record is from RefSeq and is a predicted model, not a curated record.
CCUCCAUCAACACCCAGGCAGGGCGCAGCAGCACCUCACACGCAACCACCUACAAAGUACAACCAAAACGGUACAGGCACAGAGACGAAGCAGAGAGGCAUAGAGAGCGCAAAGACCUAUCAGAUUCGUUCGUUCACGCCGCCUUCACGUCCACCUCCCCCGCGCGAGAAGGGCAAGAACCAAAGAACCAAGGAAACGCAAAACAAAGACAGACACAGCGAGCCAGCCGCCCGUCGCAGCCAGCCGCCCGCGCAAACAAUGUCCGCGACGACAAACCCCGACCCGGGCCAGGGCGCCCCGGCCUUCAUCCCCCUCGAGGCCAACCCGCAGCUCAUGACGACGCUCGCGCACCGGCUGGGCGUGUCCCCCGCGCUCGCGCUGCACGACGUCUACUCCCUCACGGACCCGGACCUGCUGGCCUUCAUCCCGCGGCCCGCCCUCGCCCUGCUGCUCGUCUUCCCCGUCAGCGCCGCGUACGAGAGCCACCGCAUGGCCGAGGACGCCAUCGCCGACGACUACGCGGGCAGGGGCGACGGCGAGCCCGUCGUCUGGUGGAGGCAGACCAUACGCAACGCCUGCGGCAUGAUGGGCCUGCUGCACGCCGUGUCCAACGGGCCCGCGCGCGACUUUAUCGAGCAAGACUCGACCCUCGACAAGCUCCUCCGCGAAUCCAUCCCCCUCGCGCCGCGCGACCGCUCCGCCCUCCUGGAGCGCACCUCGGCCCUCGCCGACGCGCACAAGGAGGCCGCCUCCGCCGGCGACACGCCCGCCCCGGACGCGCACGACGACGUGGACCUGCACUACGUGUGCUUCGCCAAGGGCGCCGACGGCGCGCUCUGGGAGCUCGACGGCCGCCGCAAGGGCCCCAUCCGCAGGGGCGAGCUCGACAAGGGCGAGGACGUGCUGAGCCCCCGGGGCCUGAGCCUCGGCCCGCUCAAGUUCCUCGAGCGCGAGGGCGGCGACCUGCGCUUCAGCGCCGUGGCGCUCGCCGGUGCCUUGGACUAAAAACGAGGUGGAGGUUGGGGGAUGGAGAUGAGGGUGGAGGUGGAGGGAGGGGCCGCUUGGUUGGGCCGGAAGGGCGCAACGCUUCUGACGAAGGAGACAGCAGGUGGAAACCCAUGGCCGAUCAAGGAAGACUAUAUUAUUUAUACCUGUACAGUGAGCCUCACGAGAAGGCGCGUUAUAUACGUCGCGGAAAGGUGUGAGGGGUAUCGUAUAGACUUGUGGGUAUUCUCGUCUCUCCCGGGGCGCAACUCUCUCUUUCUCUCCGAAACCGUGGGCGG